ACGUACGAGAUCUUCAAGGAGGAGCUCAAACUCGUGUUUGAGACCCCACGGAACGAUUUCCGGUCGAGAGCAGAAUUUCUCGACUUGCAACAGGGUAAGCAUGAUGUACAUUCUUACGCCCAACGGGCUCGAUACUUGGUAUCGAACGUCGUGACCGACCCGAUGGACGAGGCGACGAAGGUCGUCACGUUCAUGAAGGGGUUGAGAGAUGGGUCUGUGAAGACCUAUCUCUUCCGAGUGUACCCGAGUACUCUCGAACCUGCGAUUACCAUAGCCAUGCACGAGGAGUUUAGCCUGAGACAGGGUAAACUGCAAACGAACGUGCCACACCCGCCUCGGCCGGCUGUUAAGACGGAAGGUCCAGAACCAAUGGAUCUUUCGUACGCGUCUGCUGUCGGACAACAGAAGAACAAGGGCAGCGACGUGCGAUGCUUCCGAUGCGGAAACAUGGGUCACUACGCACAUGAGACGGCCGUCGAGACGUUGAACGUCUUGACGCGGGCCUGUACUGGAUAUCAGUACAAGAAGAUGGAGUUGGAGAACCCUCCGACUGAUACGUCGGAGUUGAUCUCGCUUCCAGUCAUGAGCUGGAAGCGCUUCGCGAAAGACUUGUACGAUGGACGCAUCGAACAACUAUGCAUCCUUUCAGACCGAGAAAGAAUGACAAGCGAAGCUGAAGAGUUAAGGCAACUCUUUGCAGAUAGCGCCACGGAGAAGCACAAGGACGUGCUCCCGGACGAGAUCCCUGCGGAGCUUCCGCAGGACAAGGGAAUACAGCACGAGAUUGAUCUCGUGCCGGGAACAAAGUAUUGCGUGACGCGGCAGUGGCCACUGCGGAGACAGCAAGUGAAGGCGACCGACGACUUCUUCAAAAGUCGUCGUAAGGCAGGACAAGUGCGGGAAUCAAAGUCCCCGCAUAGCGCACCAACGUUCUGUGUCAAGAAGCCACAGGGGGGUUGGCGCAUCCUUCAAGCGUACAACAAGCCGAACGAUGCGACGAUACCGGCACAGACGCCGACACCUCGGAAAGAUUUUAUCAUCGAUUCGAUGUCCAAGAACACCAUCUACAGUGCUCUUGAUCUGAGAGGCGGCUUCUAUCAGACCCUUAUGCGUGAGAGCGAUAUCCCUCUCGUGGCGGUUAGCACUUUAAGCGGUAUGCUUUGGGAGUGUCUGGUUAUGCCACAAGGGCGGAAGAACGCCCCUGCGACCUUCAAUAGCCGGGCUGUGGACGAGAAGACGGACGUCGAGGUGCACAAGGAGCAUCUCCGGAAAUUGCUUGGGCUCAUGCGCAACCACAAGAUCUAUGCGAACCUGAAGAAGUGCAUCUUCGGUGCGAGCGAGAUACCCGUGUUAGGGUGUCUCGUGGGAAAACAUGGCGUACGCCCUGACCCCGAGAAGGUCAGAGUGAUCAAUGAAUGGCCUACAUCAUCCAACGUGAAGGAACUGCGGCAGUUUCUUGGCCUUGUCACGUACUUGUGCAAGUACGUGGACAACUACCCAGGCAAGAUUCGCCCGCUGUCGCAGCUUCUGAAGAAGGAAGCUGCGUGGAAAUGGACUGCUGAUUGUCAGCAGGCGUUUGAGGCAGUCAAGCUGGGCUUGACUGAAGCGCCGAUCUUGGCUGUGGCUGACCAAGAUCGCCCAUUUCACGUAGUGUGUGACGGAUCCGACUUUGCGAUCGGAUAUGAAGCCAGCUGA
Phytophthora megakarya is the source of this 1695-nucleotide messenger RNA. Lineage: Eukaryota; Oomycota; Peronosporomycetes; Peronosporales; Peronosporaceae. The record is from the annotation of a GenBank genome assembly.